Messenger RNA from Spodoptera exigua (beet armyworm), 2250 nucleotides. NCBI's taxonomy places the organism in Eukaryota, Metazoa, Arthropoda, Insecta, Lepidoptera, Noctuidae. The record is from the annotation of a GenBank genome assembly.
AUCGGCGCGAGCGCCGGUCGCCCGGUGGCUGUGCCUGCGACGACGCUUCAGUCUGAUAAUGUGUCAGGUCGCAGUGAGCCGGCUACAUGAUCGUUGAACAAAAUAUUUUUCACGACAUUUUCGUAACAUAUAUUUUUUAAAGACAUUUUAUUCGAAGUUUUAUUUUGAAUGGAUAAUUAAUGAAGUAAAUAAAGAUUUUAAUACAAGACUGGUGGGAAGAAGUGUUCACCAUAUAUGGGCGACGUAAAUAAAGUUAAUUCGUUUUCCGACAUUAUGAGAAAGUGUUUCAAGAUGGGUCUUUUCAAGAUAAUCCCAGCUCAAGGGACGAAUAAGGAGAAAACUCAUGCAGUGUCUCCGACAGAGGACGAAGGUCCAGAUGUGGUGUCUGAUGUGAUCGGGAAAUUUGGAAAAUGGCAGUUACUGAUGACCUUUUUGCUGUCCCUUUUCUCAUUGCCCUGCACAUUCCACAUUUACCUACCAACAUUUACCGCGAAAGCGACGAAAUUCUGGUGUCAAAGACCAGAAAACUUCUCAAGUUUACCAUUACAAGAUUGGAUAAACUACAGUCAGCCCGUGGACAGCUGUUCUGUGCGGACAAUCUCUGCAGGAGUGACAGUGGAAACUAUAUUGAAUCAUACUGCUCCACUCAUAGACUCUUUCCAGAAAUGCACAGAUUGGAACUAUGACAGAACAGAGGUGGGAAGUACUAUAAUCUCAGAAUGGGACCUGGUCUGUGACAGAGCACAUCUGACAAGCUUAGCUGAGGUCGUGUUUUUGGUCGGCGUUGGAGUUGGCGGAGUCGUCGGCGGCUGGAUAUCUGAUAGAUUCGGUCGUAAGAGGAUUUUGAUGAGCAUGAUGGUAGCGCAGAGCUCAUUGGCCAUCCUGUCUCUCUUGGUCCGCUCCUUCGUGCAGUACGUGGUCGUCAGGCUUAUCAUGGGAUUCGUCUCGGUCUCCGUGGUCUACGCUGCCUUUGUCCUCUCCGUGGAGCUGGUGGGAGGGAAAUGGGUGACAAUUGCAGGAGUUUGCAACUUCUUCUGGCUGCCCGUUGCGUAUCUGAUUGUCACUCUCUUGUCCCUACUGAUGCCCAAUUGGAGGGAUCUUCAGCUGAGCCUGUCUGUUCCCGGAUGUCUUCUGCUGGCUUUAUGGUUCGUUCUGCCAGAAUCACCAAGAUGGCUGCUCAGUAUGGGAAAGACUCAGGAAGCGAAAGAAAUAUUAGAAAGAGCUGCUAAAUUUAACAAGCGUGAACUGCCUUCUGAUAUAGACAAACUGUUAAUGUUACACAAAACGCAGGAGAGCACAGAACUGCCCAGUGUUAUGAUGCUGUUCAGAGGAGUACUCCGCAAGAGGACGAUAUGUCUAUUCCUGUCUUGGUUCUGCAUGACAAUCGCGUACUACGGUCUGUUACUGAACAUUGGAAAUUUCAACCUUGGCAACCUACACGUAACGUCUAUAAUCCUAGCUAUCGUGGAAGUUCCAGCAAUAGCCAUAAGUAUCCCGAUUCUCUUAAAGGCUGGAAGACGGGUUCCAAUCUUCAUCAGUAUGUUAGUGUGUGGUCUUGCGUGUGUUGCUAGCGAGCUGCUAUCGAUAGCAUUCGAUGAUGAAUGGAUCAUGAUCGCUUGCUUGAUGAUCGGGAAGUUUGCUAUCGGAUCCACAAACAUGAUGAUGCCGAUUUUCACUGUGGAGCUGUAUCCAACUGUGGUGAGGAACCUUGGCGUGGGGGCCAGCCAGAUAGCAGCAGGACUUGCACUCAUAUGCAUUCCGUACUUAUGGAGACUGACAAUGAUAAAUGAGCACCUACCGAUGGUGACGAUCGCGGCUCUGGCUGCUAUUGGAGGUGGCAUAGUGCUGCUUCUAUCAGACACUGCCCGCCCUGAACCCCAACCACCUCAGCCUGUGAGCGAAAAGAAAGUACCAUACGACAGCAGCUCGCCUUGCAACGGAACGUUCACAAUUACUGACGACAGAGGGCACUAGCAGCGUAAUAAAGUGAAAUAUUAUAGUUACCAAUGUGUGUAGUUCAAAACAUUUUGUACAAAGUGAACAAGACACAGUGAUUAGUGAGAAUUUUUCGAAUUUAAAUGUAUAGAUUUUAAACUAACGUCUGACAUAGCAGUUUGAGUUGUUUCAAGCGACGAAGCAAUACAGUCACGUAUUACUUCUGUGAAUAAUUUCUAAGUAUAUUUAAUUUUAAGUAAAUAACUUAUAAGAAAAUGCAAUAUGUUUGUGUAGUGAUAUAGAUAUUUAAUUUAA